GAAACCUCUCUUUUCUCACUCUACUCCAUGAGCGCCACUUUUGCAGAGGAUUCCUCGCUGGUCGCAGAAAAUAUAGAGAAGAGUCAGCCUAGCAGUCCAUAUGCUGAACCAGAAACCUUAUCUGACGAUAAACCGGCCGAGAAGCUCGCUUCUGUGAAGAAGCCACAUCGAAGACGCCGUCAUCGGCAUCGACGGCAGUCCACUUCUUCUUUGGCCGGUGAAAACAAUGCUGAUGUGGUCAUGUCGACAUCACUGCCUUCCAGUUUUCUUCAUCACGAUCGCCGUACCCAGCCGUGGACCGGUUCAAGAAAAAGUCACGAAACUGGCUCGCCUGCUCUUCAGUCCAUUCAAGAUAUUAUUUCCGAGAUGAAGCGAUUACCGAUGGUCAGUGGUGGCAACCGCGUGUCACACAAAGCGGAGUCCACUCUGCACGAUCCAUCUGCAUGGUCAAGAACAAGCCGGAGACAUUCUGAACCAGCUCACACAAUACAGCGCCACCUUCCCGCCAAUAAACCCAGUUCCUGUGAAGACCACAAUGAAGAUGAAUUGAACGAUGCAGUCGAUAUCCAUGGGCACGAUAUAUACCUCCAUCUGCCUCAACCGACAUUUGCACAUUCCCUGGCUAUACCCUCCAAAAAAACCAAUCGUCGACGAUUUUCCCAUGAUCCCACCCACAUUAAACCUGCUUCUGUAAAAAGUGUUGACAAACCGUUACCUGAGCGUCGUGGUGCGGCAAGAAGAGCACGGAGUCGUUCAGUGCCGCACGAUCCCAUCGAGUCGUCCUCACAGAACACGGCAGCAAUCCCGCAACUUCCAUCGCAAUCCGAGCAACAACCACCGGUGACUUCUCGUCGGGCAUUGUAUCCGCCUCAUUUAACUCUCCCCGAAGCCACGAAAUUGAUCAAAGCCGGGACCCUUUAUUCAGGGACACUGAAUGUAAACUCUCAGGAUAGUUCCGAUGCUUACGUGGCGUGUGAUGAGUUGAAGGCAGAUAUUUACGUGUACGGUUCACGUAAUCGGAAUCGAGCACUUGAUGGUGAUAUCGUGGCAGUGGAGCUUGUCGAUGUUGACACCAUGCUGGCCGAAAAAGUACAGAAAAAGCAAGCUCGUGCAGGAAGGCGGAACAGUAUGGCGCCCUCCACUUCAUCAGCGUCCCAUCAUCCGCUUCAAUCCAUUCCAGAAAUUACCGCGCUCGAUAGUAGCCCUGGCCUCCCAUUACCUCCGUCGCAAAUGGCGGAUCGUGAUGGGAAAGAACUUUAUCGUCCUGAUUACUGUGGCAAGAUUGUUUGUAUUUUGAAGCGACCCCGCAAUUUACUGUUCUCGGGAACGCUUUCGCUACUUCGUCCUAGCGUCCAGCAUCGUCUUGAACAACAAAAUACGCCGUCGACACACGAUAAUAAAAAAUCAGCGCCAAAAAUUAUCUGGUUUAUCCCUGCCGACAAGCGGUUACCACUCGUGGCUAUUCCCACCAAACACGCCCCCGCCGCUUUCAUCAGAUCCCCUGAAGAGUAUAAAAACCGUACUUUUACCGGACAUAUACAACGAUGGCCAGCUACCUCUCUGCAUCCAUUUGGGAUUGUUCAACCAAAUACCGAUCAAAACACCAACUAAUCUUUCAUGGAAUGAUCGUCCGACUUCUAUGGAUGAAAAUCACAGCCACAAGCCUCGCCUUCCCGUCGCUCAUUUUAUUACAUGCAUGAAAACCAAUUAUCCCUCAAUACAACCUUCUUCAACCAAUCACUCUUCCGACUGGACUACGGGGCGUCUCAGAGAUUUUGCCAUCGGUUUCUGCGAAAAAAAAAAAAAAAAAAAGACGCUCUUAUGUUGACAGUUACAAAAGAUGGAAAGCAAGUAGAAACCACCGUUUCGGCCAUCCGU
Messenger RNA from Radiomyces spectabilis, 1878 nucleotides. RefSeq lists its product as uncharacterized. Gene Ontology annotation, molecular function: 3'-5'-RNA exonuclease activity. Gene Ontology annotation, biological process: mRNA catabolic process. Lineage: Eukaryota; Fungi; Mucoromycota; Mucoromycetes; Mucorales; Radiomycetaceae. The coding region runs from base 28 to 1611 and encodes 527 amino acids. The transcript has 5 exons. The record is from RefSeq and is a predicted model, not a curated record. Gene Ontology annotation, cellular component: exosome (RNase complex); P-body.